GGAGAAUGAAGCUGGGUAGGCGUCGAAUGUGCCGCUGGAUUCUACAACUGCAGUUUACCUCGUGCGGUCUCCUAGGAAACGGCAUGUGGCCAAUCGGCAGGUAGCGUUCUCUUCGUCAUGGCAACACUCGAGACGCGUUCGGAGAUGAAGGCCUGGCAAGUCCUGGCACCGCGUUGAUCCAGAGCCCGGGGGAGAGCGGGGAUUAGCCGCUUACUAGCUGCUGGGACAGAGCGUGGUAUUGGAGGCUCAGUAUCCGUGCACAGGCCCGAGUAAUAGUCACACUGCUGUUUGGGACAUAUUGAUUCUGUGUACGCCGCUAGAAACACCUAGUGUAACAUGUUCAAGGCAAAAGUGCUUAUUGUUGGACCCAGUGAGGUAUGGAUGGCACUAAUUUGCUUUAACGUGGAAUUAGUAUUAUAGCCAUAAAAAACUACACAUGCAGGCUCCUUGUCAUGUGCAGCACUCUCACUGUGUGUGUGUGUAGGUAUAUGUAUGUAUAUUUGAGGAGGUGGGCAGUUAUACUACAUAAUGCACCUUUGAAAAUGUGCUUUAUAAUUUUACAUAAUUUUCAAUAAUAUACAUAUGCAAUAAUGGGGCAUCUGUUUCUGGUGGGCAUAAUUGCAUGCAAAGUAAUGCAGAUGCCAGUAGCAUUCAGGGCCGGUGCAAGGAUUUGUGCUGCCGUAGGCAAAGAUCCAUUUUGCUGCCCCCUCACUCACUCACUGACAGAUGUACACUCACUCACUCACUGACUGACACACACCAACAACUCACUAACAGACAUAUACUCACUGACAGACACACACACACACACACACACUUACUGACAGACAUACACUCACUCACUGACAGACACUCACUAACAUACAUACAUACAUACAUACACACACUCACUGACACACACACGGAAACUCACUAACAGAUAUACACUCACUGACACACACACACACACACACACACAAAUAGACACUCACUGACUGACAGACACACACACUCACUGACUGACAGACACUCACUCACUCACAGACACACACACUGACAGUCAAACACUCACUGACACACAGACUCACAGAAUUUAAUUUUUUGUGGCCCAUCCAGCCUCCCUGGGGUCCAGUGUGGGGCAGCUCCUCACUCCUCCAGUGCGCUGUUUAGUAUACCUGGGCAGAAUGACGUCAUAUUCCGGCUUCGGCAUCACAGAGGGCGCGCGAGGGAGGAGUGUGAGGCUGCAAGAACAGCUCCCUCGCCGCCUGCCUUCUCCGUCCCCCUCUCCUCAGGUCACCGGCCUUUGUUGGCAGAGCAGGCACCUGCCAUCAAGAUAACCUAGCACUGCAUCGGGGGCCAGAGGGCCACCUCCUGGCCCCCCUGUGACAGGGCUCUUCUUGGCGCCCCCACCUUCAGGCGUCUUGACGAUCGGCCUGGCGUUGGGGGCGGCUCAAGAGCCGCUCGCCCAGCGCUGCAGCCCCAGACAGGGGCAGGCAGCUCACCAGGAAACAUCCCGGUGGGUGCCCCCAGCAGGCCAGCGCCCUAGGUGAAUGCCUAGUUCGCCUAACAGUUGCACCGUCCCUGACUACAUUAAAGGGAAACUUUAGGCGCCCAGACCACUUAAGCUCAUUGAAAUGGUCUGGGUGCAGUGUUCAGGUCCCCCUUAGUCCUGGCAUGUAAACAUUGCAGUUUUAGAGAAACUGCAUUGUUUACAUUACAGCACUAAGACAGCUUCUAGUGGCUGUCUACCAAACCGAUAUAAGAGGCGCUAACGGGAUUUUACUGGACUUUAGGCCUCCUAACUGACACUGGACAUCCUGAUGCUCUGCAUGAGGACAUCCAGCAUCAUUGAAAUCCCCAUAGUAAAUCAUUGAUUCAGUACUUUCCUAUGGGGAGGGCCUAAUGCACUCGCAUGCGAGGGACACCAGCACUGGAGUAGGGUAAGUGAUUAAAGGGUUUUUAACCCUUUAUUGUCUGGUUGGACCAGAGGGCUAUAGUGUUAGGAAUAUCACUAAUGUCAUUGAUGUGUAUUUAUUUUUUGAAAGUCUAUUGCAUAUUUCCUUGCAUCAAGUGUUCACUAAUUGCUUCAGAUCAAAGGGAAACACGCAUACUUAAGGCAUUGGAUGCCAGUGAAAUACUAACUUGAUUUUUUUUGGAGGGUGUGAGGGCUGUGUUUUUAAUACCUGUGAUUGAAUUAAGUUAUUACUAUUUUUUUUUUGUUUGUUUCUUUACAUGCAGUGUGGCAAAACAGUUUUAGCUAAUUUCUUGGCAGAUGCUACCGAAACUAUAGGUGGAGAAUACAACCCAACUCAAGGUGUUAGGUAAGUUGCCAGUAUUUUAAAGUUUACAUCUGUCAGAUUUGUAAAAAAUUAUUUAUUCAAGGAUUUAUUGAUAUACUAACCAUCAUUUAAAUGUGAAUAACAAAACCUUCUAUGAUCGGUGGUGUGUUUACCUGCAAGAUUUCCCAUUUUUCCUUUUAAUAAGAGAGACGCAACUGGAGCAUCUUGUAAACAAAUACACCAAUUUGUUUUAAGCUACCUCCCUAAGGACUCCCAUUUCCCAGGUGUAUCAUUUUUCUUCAGUUCUAGAGCAGUCAGGCAGGGAGCACUUCACUCACUCACAAUUAUUCAUUAAACACAAGAUUUUGUUUGGUUGCACAAAGUCUGAUGGAAAAGACCGAAUUCCGAUCGCAAUACCAAUUCUCCUAUAUACUAAAGCUAAAUACAGUUGGGCCGCGCAAAUGAGCAGCAUCUUAUUAGAGCGCUCUGAUUGGUUGGUUUUAGUCCUCUGUCAGAUAAGUCUCAGUUUUCUCGAUACUUGAUGCGGGAAAAAUUCUCUAAUAAGAACGUAAAGCAUUUGAAAGCCUUUAUAAAGACCUCGUAGGGCGAAGAUGAAUUUAUCUGUUUGCAUCAUGGUUUUGUAUUUUUGCAUUCAGGUUUUUUUUUUUUUUUUUAAAUGUUGCUGCGCGGGAUUAUAUGUUUUUUUUUUUUAUUUGGCUUUUUUUUUUUGGGACAACAAAUGAAGGAAAAAAUACUUCAGAAGAUAAGUAUAAUUUAUUUAUUAAAGGAGCACUAUAGGGUCAGUAAAACAAACUGAACAAACCUCUAUCUAGCCCCCUUUGCCUUCCUAAAGAUAGUAAAAUCUUACUUGUAUUCAAGUCUGAAGCUGCUGCCUCUGCCUGUGAACUUCCUCUGACAUCAUCAGAAGUAGUGGCCUGAUCCAAUCACAAUGCUUCCCCAUAGGAUUGGCUGAGACUGACAAGGAGGCAGAUCAGGGGCACAAUUCAAACACAGCCCUGGCCAAUCAGCAUCUCCUCAUAGAGAUGAAUUGAAUCAAUGAAUCUCUAUGAGAAAAGUUCAGUGUCUGCAUGCAGUGGGAGGAGAUACUGAAUGUUUGGAUGCAUUUUAGGCAGCCAUGAACCAGGAAGGAUCUCUAACAGCCAUCUGAGGAGUGGCCAGUGAAGUUAUCACUAGGCUGUAAUGUAAACACUGCAUUUUCUCUGAAAAGACAGUGUUUACAACAAAAAGCCUGAAGUUAAUGAUUCUACACACCAGAACAAAUUCAAUUAGCUAUAGUUGUUCUGGUGACGAUAGUGUCCCUUUAACACUUGUCUGCUCCCGAUGAGCCUUUUAUCAGUUCAAAUCAAUUUAAUUUCCUCUGUUUAAGGUUCAUGUUGCUAUGAAUAAUAUUGAUUUAGAAAAAUAUUGGAAAUCUUUCUUAUACUUAAUGCUGAAAAUAUCGGAUCAAGGACAUAAUCCUCGAUAUAUCUGGCACUGAUUUUUUUGCCCAUUAGGAAAAUAGUUUUAAAACAGCCAGUGGUCAAUAUGACCCCCACAUUAGAACAAGGGAGGUUUAACACCUCUACAAUGCCUCCACUCGCUAUGAGUGCUGUUCAGACAAUAGUAUUUUUAUGCACUGUGUUUUGCGGAGGGUGUGGAAGGUACUUCCAAAGCAAAUUUAUUCGAUAUUAUUUCUCAAGCAGCAGAUCUGUUUGCCGGGUUCAGUUUCUAGAAUUUCCUCUGGCAUUAAAUCCGGUCAAAAUUCAAUAAAAAUAUCACCCGAAGCCAGUCAAUAUUUAUCAACCGUUUCUGACCUUCAGAAUGGAACCGAUGCCUUUGUGUAUAUUUAAAGGCACUUCUGCCAAAUGUAUCAUUAGAUGCAGCUCUGUCAUCAAGCCUGAAAUGCAGGAUUACCAUGUUCUGAGUGGCUUAAAUGAGUGGCUACUUUUUGGGUUUACUGACACUGCCACAGAGCUGUAUUUUGAGGCACUAUAGACAUAUAGUGUUUUUUUUUUUGUUUUUGUUUUUUUUUUUUCAUCUUUAAUUAAAUGAACUCUGUAGUGUUAGGAAUAAAAAGAUGUAUUCCAACACUAAUGUGUUCCUCAGCACCAACGGUAGAUAGGGACUGCAUUGAAUAGGAAGAUUCUGAAGGACACUUAAUUGGAGAAGCAGGGUGGGAAAUCGAGAUCCCAAAGAGGAAAUAAGUAACUUUUCUGUAAGCAGAAUACUAUAAUUUAGUGGCUUGUUGUUAAUGUGUAUGGACCAAUGCCAGUUCAAAUAAUCCCUUAAGUACAUGGAUAAUCCAUUUAUAUAUUUAUGUAGGAGGAUAAAACACUGGCUUCCUGGUUCCAUGCUCACUAAUGUGGAAAAAUGUAUAUGCUCGAUUUACAUGAAAACCAUAUGGCCUAGACAUUAAUGUGUUCACUUAUUAUUGGAGAGUGUGUGUGCCCUAUUAAUUAUCAGUUAAUACCAUGUCAAAUCAGAUUAAGUGGUUUUCUUGGUUUAUAUGUGGAUAUUAUGGUAUUUGACCUGAGUUUUUGAUACAAAACAGCUUGGUAUUUUAUUUUAUUUUUGCUAUAUAUGCCAGUUUAUGGGUUUAUUCAUUUGAAUUCAAUCUUCUUGAAAGUAGUAGCAAUUUAUUCCAUGUAGUCAUACCUUAAAAUGGGAAGGGAAUUUAACACAUUACCUCUGUUUAACUUGGUAUGUCCAAUGAGAAAUCAGACUCCCAUUUCUAUGUUUGAUUCCAUAGUAUGUUAUUGAUUGCUGUUUAUUAUAGGAAAAGCUAGCUAUACCGAUCAGGGUACCAGCAAGGUCAACCUGCUUUUUUUACCCCUUUUUUUGCAGCCUUAUUAGGGGUUUAAUUCUCCUCCUUACCAUUUGAGGUGGGAAUGCACUCAACAAUUUUCUGUAGAUUUAGGCUGAUCUAAUGCUACAAGUUGGUGUUUAUAUGCCUGUAUACAGUUAAUUUCAGCAAAAUGAAGCUCCUCAAUUUACUUUCAGGUUUGUGUGUAUUUCUGACAUAUUUUUUCUGUUUAAUAUUUGAUUCAUAUAUUUAGUAAAACUUAACAUUUUAACAAAACCUUUUACAUGUUUUGAUACAUUUUAUAAAACUGUGUAGUUUAGUCAUCUCAAGCUCUUCAUAAUAUAAGAUAAACUAUAGAAUGGCUGAUGUGUCUCAAGCGGUUUAAAAAUAGAAAUAUUGUUCUUAAUUCUAGAAUUCUAGAAUUUGACUGUCCAAGUGUAAAUGGGAAUAAAGGCCCUGGUUGUGAAGUUGAACUAUGGGACUGUGGAGGAGAUCACAAGUAAGUGAAAUGCUGAGUGUAAAUAUAUACCUUGAGUCGUUUUUGUGGGUUUAGCACGAUAGACCAUGUUAAAACAUCUCUGGGGGCCACUCUAAAGGUGUGCCAUUGCAGUUACAGUAAGACUUAAUGAGCUAUGGUGAAAAGGGUUAAAUAAAUGAAGUAAAAAUGGUUAAACUGGGAGGUGAUGCAUAUCAAGGGCAGACAAUUAUUUAAGAAACCUCUCAUUUACAACCCUUUCCGACAGUUCUUAUUACUCAAGUUUAGCCAUAAAAUAGCUCAUUCUAAGGUUAGCGAUUACAAGCUUUUUUCAAACACCAAUAUUUAAAGAGUUGGUGGUAGGAGUCUCUAUGUGCAGCAUUUCAGCGUGAAAUGCUGCACAUACAAAUAUAUACGCACUUGUGUGCCGGGAGCUAGUUACACCUUUGGCACAUGUGAUUUACGCUGCUCGUAACUCUGUUCCAAGUGGCCUAAUGUCAAUUCUGUCCAUGUUUUACAUCUGUCAUCAGCGUGCUGGCGACAGACGUGCUUAACUUCCACUCUGUCUGCAAGAGGACGCUCAUUCUCCACUAAUAUUGGCAAUAAUAAGGCUGUGAAACAUUGUCUUUAUUGCUUAACCUUUUUAUCUUUUGUUAAAUAAAAAUACACAAAAAUAAUCUGCUUUUUUGGAUAUAAAACAAUUGCAAACACCGGUUUAUCUAAAAAAAAAAAAAAAAUCUGUUAAAUAUAUGUGUGGCACCAUUAUUUUUAGUUCAUACUUUGGUCACUUUUUUAGUUCAUACUUUGUGCUACCUCCCGUUCCCCAGAAACUCUUGAGUCUUUUCAGUGCAAAAACAACUUUCUAACAGUAGGUAUUGCUGUAAAACCAUUUUGCCCAUCAUAACCCCCAUUUAAAAUAUUGGAUUUUCCUCAGAUCAAAGUGACAAGAGUGGCUGUAGUUGUACAUAUAGUUGUUAGUAACCGUGUGUAUGUGUAUGUAUAUGUGUGUAUAUAUAUAUAUAUAUAUAUAUAUAUAUAAAACAAUGUUUUUCUUGGCACUCACCCUUUCAAAUGUGUAGCUCAAUAUCGCCUGGGUGCAAUCCCAUGUAGAUAAAAUAUAUAGAGGAUAAAGAGAUGCACUCUCAGGACUUUGAAAAAAUAGUUAAUUUAUUCCAGCAGGUAUAACAUCAAAGUUUGCCGACAUUUCGACCCAUUCGGGUCUUUCUCAAGGUCAAUGUACCUGUGCUUACAAGCCAUUUAUAUAGGACAUAAAAAGAAGUACUCACCAAUCUGUGAAGAACCCCCUGAAUCCCUCCGUGCACACCCGGAAGUGAAACCGGAAAUAGAACCCACGAUCACAUGAUCCAUGCACAAGUGAUCAUGUGGUGUUGCUAAGAUACCGAUAGGAAAACAAUUAAUUAUAAGAUCGGUAAAUAUCUCAUAGAUGUGCAAGUGAAAUGUCUAAUAUCAAUCUAUUGAUGAAAUCUGAUUAAAGUGCAGAGUGCAUAAAUCCGCAAAAAUGCAGCCUAAUAUAAAAAAAUAAGCAAAGAUCAUAAGAUCAAAUAUACUGUGUAAAGUGUCACCAUAUAUCUAAAGAAGUGAUCAAAAUAAAGAAUGUUAUGUUAAAAACAUUUCACCAACCAUGUCAAGUUUAGAAGGCAUUUAGCUGAAGCAAUCUAUAACAUAAAAAAAUAGAUUGAUAUUAGACAUUUCACUUGCACAUCUAUGAGAUAUUUACCGAUCUUAUAAUUAAUUGUUUUCCUAUCGGUAUCUUAGCAACACCACAUGAUCACUUAUGCAUGGAUCAUGUGAUCGUGGGUUCUAUUUCCGGUUUCACUUCCGGGUGUGCAUGGAGGGAUUCAGGGGGUUCUUCACAGAUUGGUGAGUACUUCUUUUUAUGUCCUAUAUAAAUGGCUUGUAAGCACAGGUACAUUGACCUUGAGAAAGACCCGAAUGGGUCGAAACGUCUGCAAACUUUGAUGUUAUACCUGCUGGAAUAAAUUAACUAUUUUUUCAAAGUCCUGAGAGUGCAUCUCUUUAUCAUAUAUAUAUAUAUAUAUAUAUAUAUAUAUAUUUACAGGUAUAAUGGCACUCACCCUUGCUGAUGCCACAGUAGUUAGCUCAAUGCCCUGGUGCUAUCCCACGCUGAACUUAUAUACAAUAUAUGCAUAGAAAGGAUGCACUCUCCGGUCUUCCAAAGUUAGAAAAGUAUUUAUUCCAUCAAACGGUAUAUAAUAAAGUGAUCAACGUUUCGACCCUUGAGGAAGACCCGAAUGGGUCGAAACGUUGAUCACUUUAUUAUAUACCGUUUAAUGGAAUAAAUACUUUUCUAACUUUGGAAGACCGGAGAGUGCAUCCUUUCUAUGCAUAUAUUGUGUAUAUUUGAAUUUUUGGGGAUAACCACCGCCCCCAGUAAUUCUACAUAUUAUUUACUAAAGACAUAGAGCUGGCAAUUGUAAUUCAUACUUUAUAGCUCAUGCUAUCCCUCUGGCCUUGUGCAGAUCUUCGCAUCUAAGAACUGUAAAUAUUAUAGCUAGUUUAUUAAUAUAUUGCCAAUAAAUUUGAUGGAACUGUCCUGCAAAAUGGAUCAGAUUUAUAGAAAACCAGGUAUCUUGCAUCCAGUAAACAGUGUUUGUUUACACAUUUUUUUUUUUACUUUACUUUGAAAAAAUGCAUUAUGUCCUUUUCUAAAUUAAGUUAUAAUGGUGCCACGAGGCCCCUGAGCACACUCUUACCUUAAGAGGUUAAACUGUUCUCAAAUGGUUUAACCCAAAAGUUGCAUCCGGCACCAAUCUCUAGGUUCUGAAUCUCAGUUACAGGAAGCGUUGAUUGGCUAGAGUGGUCGUCUGACAUUUUAACCAACAGUCCCCUUGCUCGGUGGAACUCUGCGUUUCCUGUAACUGAAAUUCAAAAGCCAGAUGCUGCCUGGGGGACCUAGAGAUCAGCACUGAAGGCAACUUUUGGGGUUAAACUGAUCAAGAACGGUUUAACCCAGUAAGGUGAGAGUGCAUUUGGGGGCGUCCUGGCACCAUAACAACCUAAUUUAGAUGUAGUUGCUAUGGUGACUGGAGUGUCCCUUUAAGUCUUCAAAGGAAGCCUAUUAUAAUACAUUGUUAAAUCUAUGAUUGUAUGCUAUGUUUCCCUUACAGAAUGUUUAUCCUUUAAAGAAGUUCUAGACAAUGUACAAAUAGCACAUGAUUCUCUGCUGUUUAAAUAGGUUUGAAAGUUGCUGGCCAGCCCUAAUGAAGGAUUCCCAUGGGGUGAUUAUUGUUUUUAAUCCUGACAUUCCAAGUCACCUUAAGGAGAUUGACAUGUGGCACAGCACCUUUAUACAGAAGCAACGAUUGCAGGAAAAUCAGUGCCUCCUAAUUGCUCACCACAAGCCUGGAUCAGGUGAUGAUGGGGAACGCCCAGAUUUAUGUAAGUAUAUUCCAUUCUUCAGCUCAUAGAUGGAAUGUCAUAAUUAAUCUUUAGAGGCAUUAUUUUUUAAUAGUGAGGCCUUAACGAAAGGUGCCACUUUACCGCCUGUGGCACACCUACACUAAAUGUCGCAACUCCAAAUUCAUGUGAUGUCAGAGCAAAAUGUCACAUAUUGGUGAUUUUUAUCUAGUGCCCAAGAGGGUAUUACCCUUGCCGUGUGAGAAUAUGUUACUGAGCUGUUGUAGUUCGACUUGAAGUUAAUUUUAAUGAAUUGGAGAGCCUCCAAUUCAUGUCUAAUUUAGAAUAAUAUCACGGUGGGUUUUAGUAAUUGAUUCCAUAUAAAUAUGCCUACAUUUUAAUUGCCUACAAACAUAGAAAUGUUAUUAUCAGUAAAUGAUUAAUGUUGCAUUUCCCUUUUUUGAGAUUAGCUUUUGCAGCGAUAUGAGAACUGUGCCUCCUCACCAGGUAGGUCAAUGACUCAGAUUUGUUGCUUUGUUGGCAUCCAGUGACUAAAACUGAACUUUAUAAGGGCGCUAUAGGCACCCAGGCCACAUACCGUAAUCUCAAAUAAGUUGUCUGGGUGCCAUGCCUCCUCCCCCCAUUUUAACCCUGCAGUUGAAAACAUUGCCAUUCUAUUGAACAGCAAUGAUUUAAUUGCAGGGUUUACGUUCCGGCUGUCACUCAGACAAAUAGAGCUUUACUCUGCUUUGUCUAUCAGAUAGUCCCAGAGAUUCCAUCUGAUUGGCACACCGUGGCAUUUUGCCGUGCAUAAACAUUAGCCUCCCAAUGCAAGGAAAGCAUUGGAUUGGCUACGUUUUUAAAGGAGGCAUGCCAGAAUGACCGAGAUCGGCACUGCGAGAGAGAAUAGUUAAGUAACAUGCACCUUCCUGCAGGUGGGGGCCAGUCACCUAAAUGGCCAUCAUGGUACUAUAGCGUUAGGAAUAAACAAUAGUACACACAAUGCUAUAGUAUUUCUUUAAAUAUAAAAAAGUUAUUUUUUUUUUUUUUUUGCUAGUGGUACUCUUACAUGGAAUGUAACCCGUUAUAGAAGGAAAUCCACCACAGUUUCUGUUUGCUUUUUAAUCUAACUCUGUUUUAAAUUGUUUAUUUUAUUUGAUCCAACACAUGCAUGGACACAGGCUUUCUAGUAGAUUGUUUUACAACCAGCAAUCUGUGUGUUUCCAAACAGCCAGAAAACAAGUGAAAUUUACCUCACAGCAACUCAGACUGCACAGGGCAUAUUUAUCAGAGUUUUCUGAAAAGGGGAGAUCAUUCCCAUCAUUAUUUUGAUUGUAUUUGUAAAGUGGCUUAAACAUAAAGUUUUUCUAAAUGACACCAGUUGUUGCAGAAAAUUCCUUUUCAGAAGUUUGCCAAAUUUAUAGUAGUGGAAAAAAAUCUAAAAAAAAUAAUUCUAAAAGAAUGCAUUAUGAUUUUUUUUUAUUAACCCCUUAAGGACCAAACUUCUGUAAUAAAAUGGAAUCAUAACAUGUCACACAUGUCAUGUGUCCUUAAGGGGUUAAAGGAGCACCUUAACAUUAGGAGUACAAACAUACCCUGAAACCUAAAAAAUAAAUAAAAAGCAGGACAACAUUCUAAUGCACAAAUGAGCAUGGGAAAAUUUGGUGUCUUCAUGCAAAGCGUGAAGAUACCGAAUGUCGGUCCUGCAAAGAUUGCAGGACAGCAAUAGGAAGCAUCUUUAGUAGCUGAUGGAAUGACAGCCACUAGAGGUGUUCUUAGAGAUGAAUGUAAACACUGCCUUUUCUCAGAAAAAACAAAGUUUGCAAUUGAGAGAUUGCAAGGAGCACCAGAACCAAUACACUGAACUGUUCUGGUGUAAAACCCUUCUUAAAUAAAAUCUAUAAUCCAUUGCACAGUAACCACAUGGUGAUGAACGUUCUAUUAGAAAGGAAUAUGUAGUGAGUGAAAAGUAAAAUUUUGCAACAUGAAUUUAUGGACUCUAGGUGGCAGUGUAACACAGCUUUAAAGUUGAUGGACAUUUUUUGUUUCGACACUGCAAAAACUUUCAUUUUUUCAUUUAUAUAUGAAACAUAACACAAUAUAAAUAACAUCUAAAACAAAGUGUGAGAAAUUGACCCAUUGUGUUAUUUUCCAAGUUCUGCAUGGUAUUUUAACUGGGAAUGUCAAAAUACUGUUAGUUUUUACUGCAAUAAAACACAUAUUUGUAUUAUGUUGUACAAUGAUCCAGAAAAACAUAGUCACAUAGAGAGUGUUUUGAAUUAAUAGUUUAACUCUGUAGUUUAAAACAUUCAGACGUGCAUAGGCCAGGUAAGGGAAAUAAUAUGUAAAGUACCCACUAACUCCUAUUUUUCUGGGGUGACUUUUUGUGGGCAGUGGGUGGGAUUCUACUAGGGAAGUGUCUUCAACAGAGUCUUUAAAUGUUUAGAGUGCAAUGAUGAGGGAUUAGGGGCUGACAAAAUAAAAUAACGAAGUAGCAAAGAACACAGGUGACACUCCAAGGUCUAUGAUGGUGUGUUUAUUAGAGGGUAAGUCUCCUCACAGAUAAGUGCAAUGUUUCGGCUCUAUAGAGCCUUAAUUAUUACCCUCUAAUAAACACAUCAUCAUAGACCUUGGAGUGUCGCCUUUGUUCUUUCCUACUUCGUUUGACUUUGACAGAUUGCGGUGUCUGCUGCCUUCACAGGGCACCUGCCAGGUCGAUGACCAGUGAUUGAGCAUAACCUGAGUGCGGGUGCUGAAUUGUUUCUUGUACAAUAUAAUAACUGACUGAAGCUUCAGGGUGAAUUCCAGGAGAGUUAGUUGCUUCCCUUUGGCUGCUCUUUUGUACAGUAUAUAUACUGCAAUCUGGACAAAGCAGGUGACAACGUUUUUAUACAGGUCUUUGCUUUAUCAGCAAAAUCUACUCCCUCCAUAUGCUUGUUGUAUUCAACAAUACACUUUGACUUCUUGAUUUGUGUAUUGUUUCUGCAGACUGACAUUGUGCACUCAUCAUGAAUUGUGGAAAAAAUGUACAUGUCCUUUCUAUCAGUGUACUUAAGGGCCAGCACCUCAUCAUGGCGCAAAGCAGUUGUUGUCCUUUUGCGGUUUUGCCAGCGGUCAGCUUCUGGGGGAAACCUUUAUGGUUUUUCUGCACUGUGCCACAGGCUAUAGUAUCAAAGUAAAAUGUAUUUUAAAAUAAAUCGCCAUAGCCUCCCAACGCUUAAAUGUGUUUUUAACACUGUAGUGUCAGGAAUACACGUUUGUAUUCUUGACACUAUAUUGCUCCUUUAAUUGGAGGACGAGAUCACAUACAAUUUUGCUGAUGGUUCCAACAAAAUCAGUGCAGCCAGGUGGAUCUAGUUGAAUGUCUUUUAUUGCAUAAAUGCAAAAUUCCCAGUUAUUACCCAGUGUUGUAUUCUUACAACUUAUAAAAUAGGGAGCCUGCUUUAAUGGAAUGUACUGCUUGAAAAACAGUCUUCCUUGUACUUAAAAAGGGACUCGUCAAUGCAGAUAUUUUGGUCAGGGGUGUAAUUUUCUGAAAAAUGUUUUUAACAAGUUAUCAGUUAGGGGCCUAAUUUUGUGUAGAAGGUCAUACUGUGGUUUAUUUCUUGGUGGAAAGUGGGUGUUAUUACUGAAAUGGAAGAAGCUGUUAAUACCUAUCCCUCUUCAUAAUUCACAGAAAAAGAUGGAUAGCUAGGAUGGGGUGCUUGUGCCAGUAAUUCCCAAUCCAUUUUUUUUUCACAAUCCGCAUUACUAGCAUGAGUGCCCAGAAUCUACUUAAGUGCUGUCACAUAUUCUUGCUACUGUAGUGAGAAUCAGGAUUGGCAGUGAGAUAUGCUGGCUGGAAUUCAAAUUAGUUUGCGCAGCCAUGAGCUCAAACAUGCCAUCCAUCAUAAACAGGCUAAAAAUGUUUUCUUUCUCACAAUGAUCAAUUCUAGUUUUGAUUCUAGUGGUUGGCAAAAGGGGGCAUUUCAGGGGCACGGGGGUCACCAUCACCAGAAGGCUCGCCUAGGGGCUUUACAUACAACGCAGUAAGUGUCUCCCUGUCAGAUAGCUCAAAGGAGUCACUCUCUUCUGACUCACGCAUCAACAUGGCGUUAGCCUCCUCCGCAGUGUAGUAAUAGAACAUGAUGACUUUUUAAUGGAUGACAUCAUUUUUUUCUCUACCCGACUAACAAUCCCCUCUAAUGCCACUUUCAGCUGCAGAACCCAAAACCCAAAAAGGAAAAUUGACGACUGAUCACAGAAUAAAAUUCUAAGAUUAGCUCUAAAACUGUUAUAUAUUUUUUGGUUUUUUUAAUUAAAGUGGGGUACAAAAAAACAACAAAUGCCAGCAUAGGUAAGAUAAAAUGCUCUGAUUCACUAUACCGUCAUUAGGGCAUUGGAAAGGGUUAAAAAAACCCACUAAAAAUAGUUAAAAUAAUACAAAUCUGCCCCCCGCCCCCACCAAUAAAAAAAAAUCUAAGCAAUACUAGUGUACUGAUCACUCUGAUCACAUUAUUAACACUGUGAUCAGCAGUGAAAGGAUUAAAUAGAAUAAUGUUUAUUUAUAUUUGUUUAGAUACAGUAAAACAAUGAUCACGGUGACAAAUAAAAGUAUGUAAUUUAAAAAGCAUUACUUAACGCAAUUGUUUAAACUUAUUCUGAUGUUAAGCUAGACCACAAAUGUGAAAUAAAAAUUACAGGUCAUCAUUUUGUGUGUGUGAUCUUUAACAACAGUAUAAUAAUACCGCGUUGUACUUGUUUUUCACAGCCUCUGCACUUUCCAGAUUGACACUUGUACAUUCCAACCUUGAAGAAGACCCUGAAGAUUUAAGAAUGGAAUUUAUAAAAUUUGUAAGAGGUGUUGUAAGUUCAUUAUCGGAAAGCAGAGACAUAGAAGAGAUGUCCAUUAUUACCUAAUCCUGCAGUGACUGCCGCUAAAUUAUGCCGGGUGUCAACAUCAGGCUGGUUUCAGAUGGAGCAUAACCAAUUACUGGAAAAGAAACUGAUAACAGCAGUUUUGUAAUGAUGGAAAAAAGUCCAACAUACAAUUUCUCAAAAUUACAUGUCAGAUGUUUAUGUAAAUAUGUUAUUUUUCAAUCAUGUGUUUUUUUUUCUUCUUACAGGACAUGUUUGGUUUUCAGAUUAAGAGAUGUGUGUUGUAAUAAAAAAUUAGCACUGUAUAACAUGCAAAGUUCUUACAAAAAUAAUAAAUUAUUAAGCAC
This is a messenger RNA of Pelobates cultripes (western spadefoot toad), 14118 nucleotides long. The record is from the annotation of a GenBank genome assembly. NCBI's taxonomy places the organism in Eukaryota, Metazoa, Chordata, Amphibia, Anura, Pelobatidae.